CAUGAAAUUUUCGGUCAGAUCUACUCGAGCGGGCGUCAAGUGAACAAGACGAAACGACGAUAAAUUCGAACUAAAGAUAACGAACAAUCUAUUUAACAAUACAAUUUUAAUAAAAAAAAAACAAAAUGGUUUACGAAAGUGGAUUUACAACUCGCAGAACUUAUUCCUCUCGUCCGGUGACAACUUCUUACGCCGUUACGUAUCCGUCCAUUCAGAAAGUAACUCGUGUCUAUAAAUCGAGUUACCCCAUCUACUCGAGUUACUCAAUACCUAGGCGUAUUGUUACUGGAGCCCGUGUGGUUACAUCGCCAUUCCGAGUUGUCACCUCCCCCACCAGGGUGGUGUCCCGGAUUAUACACUCUCCAUCGCCUGUUCGUGUUGUCCGUACAACAACUCGUGUUAUUUCAUCUCCGGAGAGAACAACGUACUCCUAUAGCACGCCAACGACCUACCACAGCCCAGCCCUUCUCUCAUCUUACACUUCGAGAUAUAUCCCAACAUCGUACACAACGUAUACACCAUCGUAUCACUACAAUCCUACAACAAUUACACGGGUGUACGCCCGCUCGGUUUCACCGGUGAGGAUAACUUCAUCUUCCGUUCGACCAGUACCUUCGUACUUGAAGAGGCUGCCUCCUGGAUAUGGUGCACGGGCCCUAACUAACUACCUCAAUACCGAACCUUUUACCACAUUUUCUGAGGAAACAAGCCGGAUUCGCCAUCGGGCACAAUCUUUGAUUCGUGACUUGCAUACUCCUGUGGUGCGUCGGGCACGCAGUUGUACACCAUUUCCAGUAACUGGUUACACUUAUGAGCCGACAUCCCAAAUGGCCCUAGACGCAUAUGUGGCCCGUGUAACAAACCCUGUGCGCCAUAUUGCCAAAGAAGUGCAUAAUAUUUCGCACUAUCCGAGGCCAGCGGUAAAAUACGUUGAUGCCGAUUUGGAUCCCAAUCGUCCAACGAGAAAAUUUUCUGCUCCUAGGCCCUUAGAGGAUCCUGUCGAUGUAGAGUCGAAAGAGAAGCAGCGUCUGCGUCAAGAACGCAUGCUAACAGUAAACGAAGAAGCCUUGGAUGAAGUGGAAGUUGAGAAAAAACGGGCUCAAAAUGCAAGCGAAGAGAAACGCCGUGAAGAGAAGACUCUUAAAGAGGAAAAAAGACGUAUAGCUGCCGAAGCCGAGAAACAAGCUCGCUUAGCCAGAGAAGCUGAAGAAGCCGCUCAAAAGGCUGCGGAAGAAGCCGCCCAGAAAGCUGCGGCAGAAGCCGCCCAAAAAGCUGCGGAAGAAGCCGCGCAGCAGGCUGCAGAAGUAGCCGCUCAAAAGGCUGCGGAAGUAGCCGCUCAAAAGGCUGCGGAAGAAGCCGCCCAAAAGGCCGCAGAAGAAGCCGCCCAAAAGGCCGCGGAAGAGGCCGCCCAAAAGGCUGCGGAAGAAGCCGCCCAAAAGGCCGCGGAAGAGGCCGCCCAAAAGGCCGCGGAAGAGGCCGCCCAAAAGGCUGCGGAAGAAGCCGCUCAACAAGCUGCAGAAGAAGCCGCUGCGGAAGAAUCUCGUUUGAUUGAAGAAGCUGCACUUAAGGCAGAGGAGGAGAGGUUAGCCAAAGAAGCACUGCUGGAGGAAGAGCAGCGUUCUCGAGAGCAAGAACUCAAUCGCUUAGCAGAAAUUGAAAAGCAAGCUGAAGAGGAAAGCGAGGGUGAUCUGGCUCGGCAGGCAGCAGAGCUGGCUGAAAUAGCUCGCCAAGAAGCUGAAAUCGCAGCUCUGGAGCUUCAAGCAAUUCAAAAAGUUGAGGGGGAAACCAAUGAACCACUUAUUGAAGAACCAACCACACCGAUAGAAGAUCAGGAACCAACCAUAGAAUUGAGCGCUACUAUUGAUGAGGCUGUCGCUCCUUCAGGCGGUGAGAGCUAUGACGAGGAAGAUGACGAAGAAGAAUAGUUUUUGAGUAAUUACAUACAUAAAUGUCAUUUUGAUUUCAAAAACUAUUUAAAUAAAGAUAAACAAAUUUUA
Molecule: messenger RNA, 1997 nt
Organism: Drosophila subobscura
Lineage: Eukaryota; Metazoa; Arthropoda; Insecta; Diptera; Drosophilidae
Product: protein anoxia up-regulated
Exons: 7
Coding region: 126-1925 (599 amino acids)
Biological process (GO): protein transport
Source: RefSeq, a predicted model, not a curated record